AUGGAUAUCAAGGAUGUCUCCGGAAUCGAGGAAUUUUCGGCGUUCUUCCAGCAACUUCAGGUCACCGCUGAGAAGGCCAGAGGCAGGAAGGGGCAGAUUCCUCAUGACCAUCCACUGCCCAGCAUGCUCGUUAGUCAGUUCAAUAUGGAGCUGAUACAGGCUAUAGCGAUGUCGACCAUAGACAACGGAAGAGUCAACAUCAAGACUUCGCAGGUGCCCCCAGCCUACAUUCCGUGCUCCCGGCCCGCGAACGAGCUCGAACCCUUGUCCAUCUCCAAGAUGCGGCAACGCCCCGAGAAAGCGCUGCUCGAUGCCAUCAGUUCCCGCAGCAACGGCAUCCCGACUGAGAAGGGGCUAUUUCGGGAAGCCAAGGCUUACUACGCACUGCAACAGUUUGACCGCUGCGCCAAGAAGCUGCAGCAGGUUCUCGUCUUGAACCCCGACAACAAGGACGCAGAGACGGACCUUGAGCGGACCGGACGCCGGAUCUUUGAGCAGGUGACUGGGGACUUCAAAUGGAAGCACAUGCACAAGCAGUCCGAAGCGACUCCCCCGAUGAUCGACUGCGCGACUUACUCCAGCCCUGUCGAGGUUCGUGCCUCCCCGGGCCGCGGAAGAGGGCUCUUCACGGCGAAGGCCGUCAAGACCGGGGAGCUGCUUCUCUGCGAGAAGGCCUUCUCGUACGUCUAUGCCGACCAAAACGACCCCUCCAGCCGCAAGAACGUCAAGAUCCUGAUGAACUUGGACUCCAAGAAGAUGACAAUGGGUGGGCAGGCAACUCUCAUCUCCACCAUUGUCCAGAAGCUGCACCACAACCCUGAGGCCGCUUCACACUUCAUGAGCUUGCACCACGGAGACUACAACGGAGUCAAGACCGCUCAAAGAGGGCAGCUGGUGGUUGAUACGUUCCUCGUCGAGCGUAUUAUCAAUCUCAACUGCUUCGGUGCUCCAAGAUCGACCCUCGAGUCCAUGAAGAACAAGGCGAAUCAAGUCCAGGAGGACAACAGUUACACCACCUGCGGCAUUUGGACCACAGCGUCCUUCAUCAACCACUCCUGCGUCGGCAAUUGUUACCGCUCCUUUAUUGGCGACAUGAUGAUCGUGCGAGCCUGCAGAGACCUUGAUGCCGGCACUGAGCUGCUGUUCAGCUACGAAUUGCCCAAGGAGGGAGCAGACUACCAGGCCACCCAGAAUGAUCUGAAGCAUUGGGGGUUUGUAUGUCGCUGUGAGUUGUGUGAGGAAAAGAAGGAGACCUCGCAGCCGAUGUUCCAGAAGCGCCAGCGACUUGUGCGGGACUUGAAGAACUCGAUGAGAGCCUGCAGAGCUCCAGCCCAGGAGGCGAAGGUGCUCCGACUCCUGUCGCAAGUGGAGGACACCUACCCCGGUGGCAAGGGAACGCUGCGUCUGGAUAUCUGGGAGGUUUACCUAGCACUGGGCCAGAAGCGUGCUGACAGAGGGAAGCUAGCUGAAGGCCUCGAGUUGAUGAUCAAGGGCCUUGAGGCGCUCGGCUUUGAGGUCGUGGCCUUCCCUCCCGGAAAGCCGUCCGGCAAGCCGACGCUGGAGAUCAAGAAAUGGGGCCAGGUCAACGACUACCUUGUCUCGGCCUUCCUCGCGAUGUUCCACGCUUACAAGGUGCUUGCGCCCGAGUUGUGCGAGGUUGCCAAGGGCUAUGCCGAGACUGUGUAUGUCAUUACUCAUGGGGAGAAGGACACGAUUGGCACUUUGUUCGAGGAGUUCAAGUAA
This is a messenger RNA of Colletotrichum spaethianum, 1743 nucleotides long. RefSeq lists its product as uncharacterized. The record is from RefSeq and is a predicted model, not a curated record. Lineage: Eukaryota; Fungi; Ascomycota; Sordariomycetes; Glomerellales; Glomerellaceae. The coding region runs from base 1 to 1743 and encodes 580 amino acids. The transcript is spliced from 2 exons. Gene Ontology annotation, molecular function: protein binding.